GGCAGAUUCGACAGAAAUAUUUUCGGACAUAAAGUAAACCUGAGAGAUAAUUCGGUGUUUGGUUUUGGCGUCUUGUAUGUAGUCCCUCUUAUACAUAUAUAAGUUGGUGUCAUUUGCCGUUCUGGGCAACGGGAACUAUGGAUGGACAAAUAGCAGCUGGCUCUGUGUUCAUGUGUCGCCUCUGCAACCUUUUCUCUCACAGUCACACUCAGUUGCUGGGCCACUGCGCCCACCUGCAUCCUGAGCAGGAGUCUCCAGAUGACAUCAUUGUUACAUUGCAGCCUCUUGAAGCAGAGCCUGCUGAGAAGCUGGCAGAGGGUCCAGUGAAGAGAAAACCAGGACGACCAAAGGGCUCUACAAAGAAAUCAAAAAGGGUUUUACAAGAAGGAAUGACCGCUCACUCCUUAGUGGAUGGUUUUGAGCAAAAUAAAAAGGACAACAAGGAGAGAGACCAAUUGUGUAGCUCACUUGAAGACAAAAGUCACGAUGGGGUAUCAGGGCUGGAAUGUAAAAGCUGCCAUCGCUCGUUCAGCAACAGACGACAGAUUCUCAAACACAUCUGCAUCAAAGAAGAUAAUGAUGAAGAGGAGGAUGGGAGCAGCUGUAGUGGAGCAGAAGGUGAAGUUUCUGAAACUGUGAAUCCUGAAGGUGCUGAUUCAAAUCUGAUAAAGCAAAACCAAAGACAAGGACUCACAAGAGAGAAAGAUAUGGAGAUAAAAAGAGUACCAAGGAAAAAACAAAGUCACAAGUCCAAAGAAAAAAGCCAAGCAACAGAAAUCAAGAAAACAGUCAUCAAUGUUGUUUUGACAGAAGACAAAACUAUCCCAGGUAUUUCAAAAAUGGUUCCCGUUGAAGACAAUUCUGCUGAAAUACAGUCUGCAGCUCAAACUCAGCACUCUGCAGUUUCCCACAAUGCAGCAGAAGACGUUUCCAGUGAAGCGCCUGCCUGCAAAGACAACCCUCAAUCAGAGCAGUAUUCAAGCUCAAACUCAGCCACCACAACAACAAAAAACAGCAAAGGCUUCCAGGAAUAUUCUAUCAAGCAGGAUUCUCACAAUUUACCUCACAGCCAAUUGAAGAUCUUCACUUGUGAGUUCUGUAAUUUGAUUUUUAAGUUCAGACACUCACUGGUUGCUCACCUCAGGACACACACCCAGGAAAAACCCUUUCAGUGUCCACACUGUGACUACGCAUCUGCCAUCAAAGCUAACCUGACUGUUCACCUACGGAAGCACACUGGAGAGAAAUUCAGCUGUCAGCAGUGUCCCUUCAGCUGCCUCAGCCCAGGACACCUCAAGGUUCACAUAGAACGAGUCCACCUGAAGGUGAAACAGCACUGCAGCUUCUGUGAGAAAAAGUACUCCGACGUGAAGAACCUGCUGAAACACAUGGAGACGCGGCACAACCUGAAAGACCCUGCAGUUCAACAGAGCUACCAGCAGCUGAGGCUGAAGACUCAGCAGGGCCGCAGGCAGCUUCUGUACCACUGUCCCACCUGCAACCGCCACUUCAAAAACCAGCUGGAGAGGGAGCGGCACCUGCUGGUCCACGGGCCCAAGCGUCCCUUUGCCUGCCUGCUCUGUGACCACGCUGCGACCAAGAUGGCCGCCCUGGCCGCUCACGUCAUGAAGCACCUCUUCAUGUACGUGUGCUGCGUUUGCGAUGACAAGUUCGUGAGUUCCCAGAGACUGAAGAGCCACCUGGAGUCUCACCCCGAGCUGGACCAGGACCAGGCCUUCACGGACUCCAUCAACUGCAGCUACCAUCUGAUUCAGGAGGAGGGAGCCACAUGUGGCGGUGUGGACAUCGAGACGGGCGCAAGGGAGGCGGAUGGAGUAGCUCAGGAGUGCCAAGAAGACGGGGAGAAAGACGACAGCGAAGAAAGAAGUACAGGAGGGGAGAAAGUGAAUGAAGGAAUGGAGAUGGGGGAAAGUGAAUCCCAUAAAGUCCAGGAAACAGAAGGAGCAACAGGAAAAGAACAGCUGGAAAAUGAUGAAGAUCUCAAACGUUCGCAAACCAGAAGAAAUGAGACAACAAGCAAUGAGGAAGCAGGGUCAUCUACCUUUACACCCGAGAGUACAGGCAGUCGUGCAGAGGACACACACACCUCUUCAACAGCAGAGAGCGCUCACACUCCUGCUUUAGAGAACAGGACUCCAGAAACAACAGACACACCAGUUGAACAUACUCUGGUAAUGAGAAACCCCGAUACAAACCAGUCUGACCUGAGCGCCUGUUCAGAGAAGGAGUUGGAGGUCGUCCACCCGAGUGCCUUUCAGCAAGUGUUUUCAUCUCUUCAGAAGACUCAACUCAACAUAGAGACUUUCCAUCGGCUCAGGAAGAUUUAUGGAAACCUGGAAUGCCAGUACUGUGGUAAACUUUUCUGGUACAAAGUCCACUAUAACGUCCAUGUGCGGACGCACACCAAGGAGUACUCCCACUACUGCUCCAAGUGCAGCUACUCCUCCAUCACUAAAAGUGCUCUGAAGCGGCACCAGGUGCAGAAACACAGCGGCGUGCUGCUGCCUUGUUCAUAUCCUGAAUGUAAAUACACCACGCCUGACAAGUGCAAACUCCAAGCCCAUCAGAGGACGCAGCACGAAAAGACAAGGAGCGCCAGCUGUCCAGUCUGCCGGAAAAGUUAUCCCAAUCACAGACUGAAAUACCACAUCAAAUCAUCCCACCCUGACACAUUUCCUGCUCAGGGUAAAAACCUGAUGGUGCAGCGGGCGGAGAAGUGUCCUCACUGUGACUCCUACUUCUUGAAGAACAGCAGUGAUUUUCAGCAGCACAUCUGGGCCCACCAAGGUUUGAAGCCAUACACCUGCAGCGUGUGCGACUACGCAGGACGCAGCAGAAGCAACCUGAAGUCUCACAUGAAUCGACACAACACAGAAAGGCGUCAUCUGUGUGACCUGUGUGGUAAAAAGUUCAAAUCGAAAUUCACGCUGAAGAGCCACAGGCUGAGCCACACAGAUGAAGGGAAACGAUUUCAGUGUUCGGAGUGUGACUACACCUCAGUGUACAGACCGUCCUUACACAGACACAUGGAGCAGCAUGCUGAAUUCAAGCCAUUCCGUUGUGCCCACUGCCACUACUCCUGUAAUGUUGCUGGUGCUCUGAAGCGACACCACAACAUGAAACACUCCAACCAGAAAUACGAGAAUGCCGGACCCGGACUGCCUGAUUCUGAUGAACUGAAGCAGCAAGGUGGUAUGAAGUGUCCUGAGUGCGACUUUGUUUAUGGGACAAAGUGGGAGUUGAACCGUCAUCUGAAGAGCAAACACUGCAUGAAAGUUGUGGAAGGCCCCUGGGAGGUGGAGGAGGAGGUAGAGGCUCAGUAUGUGUCUGUGGAGGAUGAGGAGCAGCUGACAGAAGCACCAUUAGCUGAACUGAAGGACACCGUUAACAUCCAGCAGGUCACAGAAUUCAGCUCAGAAACACAGGAAGCCGUCACCUCCAUGGUUGCCAUGGCUCCAGGGACUGUAACUGUGGUGCAACAGUUGCAGGAAGUCGAUAACUGCAGCAGCCAGCUGAUGGUGCUGGAAGCCAACGGGGGCCUGGAUGGUGACCAGGUGAUGGUGGUGGAGGAAGGGGGCCUGGAGGCGCUGACGGUGCUCACUCAGGGAGAUGACGCCCACCACUAUAUCGUCUAUGUUCAAGAACACACAGUCGAAAUCAACUAACAUUUCAAUCUAUAAACAACAUGACAAUAAUGGGAAAUGUAUGAAAGAUCACUCUGUACGACUUUCCUUCAGUUAUUUAUCGGAUACACAACAAUGAAAACAACAUUUUGUGGCAUGUUUUCUGUACUUGCAAAUUAUAUUUAAAUUAAAUCUUGU
Molecule: messenger RNA, 3842 nt
Organism: Salarias fasciatus (jewelled blenny)
Lineage: Eukaryota; Metazoa; Chordata; Actinopteri; Blenniiformes; Blenniidae
Gene: zfat
Product: zinc finger and AT hook domain containing
Exons: 24
Coding region: 138-3686 (1182 amino acids)
Biological process (GO): regulation of transcription by RNA polymerase II
Cellular component (GO): nucleus
Molecular function (GO): DNA-binding transcription factor activity, RNA polymerase II-specific; sequence-specific DNA binding
Source: RefSeq, a predicted model, not a curated record